Mesorhabditis belari is the source of this 471-nucleotide messenger RNA. The record is from the annotation of a GenBank genome assembly. Lineage: Eukaryota; Metazoa; Nematoda; Chromadorea; Rhabditida; Rhabditidae.
AUGAAAGUGGAUCCUCUACGACAACCGGUGACGUUCCGCUCAGUGGUUAGACGCCGGAGAGGCUCCACAACACUUUCCAAAGCCAAAUUUGCACCAAAAGAAGGUUAUGGUGACUGUUUGGUGGUCCGCAGUCGAGUGUGCCCGACAUUGGUCAACAGAAAAGGGCCAAUUCUUCUCCACGACAACGCUCGCCCGCACCUCGCACUACCGACCCUACAAAAGCUGAACGAACCGAGCUACGAAACUUUGCCUCACCCGCCAUAUUCACCGGAGCUUUCGUCUACCGACUACCACUUUUUCAAGCACCUCGACAACUUUCUCCGGGAGAAAUGCUUCAAAACUCAAGACGAUGCUAAAAACGCCUUCUCCGACUUUAUCGCCACCAGAAGCCCGGACUUUUAUGCUACUGGCAUAAAUAAACUUGUUUCUCGUUGGCAAGAAUGUGUUAAUUGUGAUGGUUCUUAUUUCGAU